GUACCUAUAUAAACCCUCUCCCUCAUCGGUUUCAUUUCUCUCGUUUUCUCUAGGGUUUAUUCUUCUCUGCUGAGUGUCACAUGAUGAAGAAUUCGAAUGCUCUGCUACCUGAUCAGCCAAUCAAUCACCAUGAAAGUUCGAAAUCGGAGUUCGUUGACCCUGCCUUGGUGAUGGAAUCUGAGCGGUCUCAUGGUGGCACUUCUUCUGAAUCCGAUUUUGGCUUCGCCUUCAAUGACAUCAAUUUCUCUGACAGGCUUCUCCGAAUUGAGGUCAUCAACGAAAACCCGGGGGUCACCACCGCCAAUUCAGAUGGUGUCACCACCACCUGGGCUCGCCACAGCAAGAGGAGACGCGAAAAUGUUUCGGAUCUUAUUGAUUUGCCUGAUGAAAACCACGUUUUGAACGUGAACCAACCUGAUACCGAUGAUGAUGUGGCCUAUGGAAAUCAAGAUAAGGAGACCUAUGUAGUGUUGGAAGAAUCCCCUUCUGGUGAUGAAGCUGCAAACAUCAAUGAUUCAAACAGGAGCAAAGAUUGCUCUCCAGCUACAGUUGUCAGAGUUAAAACACUGCAUAUAAGUUCUCCUAUCCUGGCUUCUAAAAGCCCUUUCUUCUAUAAGCUUUUCUCGAAUGGGAUGAGGGAGUCAGAGGAGAGACAUGUCACCCUCAGGAUUAAUGCUUCUGAAGAAGAUGCUCUAAUGGACCUGCUGAAUUUUAUGUACAGUAAUACCUUGAAGGCUACUGCACCAUCAGCUUUGCUGGAUGUGCUUAUGGCUGCUGAUAAAUUUGAAGUUGCUUCAUGCAUGAGACACUGUAGCCGGUUAUUGCGAAAUUUGCCCAUGACACCUGAGUCUGCAUUACUUUACCUGGACCUUCCUCAUACUAUCUUAAUGGCCGAUGCAGUCCAACCAUUGACUGAUGCUGCAAAGCAGUAUCUUGCUGACCGAUACAAGGAUAUAACCAAGUUCCAGGAAGAGGUUAUGGCCUUGCCUCUAUCUGGAAUAGAGGCAAUUUUGGCCAGUGAUGAUCUCCAGGUUGCAUCAGAAGAUAUUGUAUUUGACUUUGUAUUGAAGUGGGCUAAACAACAUUACAACAGACUGGAAGAGAGGCGAGAAGUCUUGGCAACACGGCUUGCUCCUUUAAUUCGCUUCCCCUGCAUGAGCUGCCGAAAGCUUAAGAAGGUCUUAAACUGUAAUGACUUUCAACAAGAGGGUGCAUGCAAUAAGCUUGUACUAGAAGCCGUAUUUUACAAGGCGGAAACUCCACAUCGUCAACGGUUGCUUGCAGCAGAAGAGACUUCUUCCUUGAACCGUUGUUUUGUGGAGAGAGCAUAUAAGUAUCGUCCUGUUAAGGUGGUAGAUUUUGUACUUCCCCAGCCGCAGUGUGUGGUGUACAUGGAUCUGAAGCGGGAGGAGUGUGCCUCUCUGUUCCCAUCUGGCCGGAUGUAUUCUCAGGCAUUCCAUUUGGGUGAGCAAGGUUUUUUCCUUUCAGCACAUUGCAACAUGGACCAACAAAACUCUUUCCAUUGCUUUGGGAUGUUUUUGGGAAUGCAGGAUAAGGGCUCAGAAAGCUUUGCUCUGGACUAUGAAUUUGCUGCAAGAUGUAGCCCAACAAAUGAGUUUGUUAGCAAGUACAGAGGCAAUUACACAUUCACCGGAGGGAAGGCUGUUGGGUAUAGAAACUUGUUUGGAAUUCCAUGGACUUCGUUCAUUGGUGAGGAUAGCAUUUUCUUCAUUAAGGAUGUUCUCUACCUUAGAGCUGAGCUCACCAUCAGACAGCCUUGACCUAUUUUUAGCUGUUAAUUUUUCAUUUUUUGUUGAACCUGCUGUAGUAAUCAUCAUGUCCCAGCCACUAUGAACUAGGUUAUAUACUGGUGUUAGACUUGUUUAUAUUUGCUUAGGUUAUAUGCUAGUGUUAGACUUGAUUUCA
This is a messenger RNA of Lotus japonicus, 1926 nucleotides long. RefSeq names its product BTB/POZ domain-containing protein At2g46260-like. Lineage: Eukaryota; Viridiplantae; Streptophyta; Magnoliopsida; Fabales; Fabaceae. Gene Ontology annotation, biological process: response to red light. The transcript is spliced from 6 exons. Gene Ontology annotation, molecular function: protein binding. Gene Ontology annotation, cellular component: nucleus. The record is from RefSeq and is a predicted model, not a curated record. Bases 81 to 1781 code for a protein of 566 amino acids.